Molecule: messenger RNA, 543 nt
Organism: Aureobasidium musti
Lineage: Eukaryota; Fungi; Ascomycota; Dothideomycetes; Dothideales; Saccotheciaceae
Source: the annotation of a GenBank genome assembly
AUGGCCGCUCUUCUUUCUCUUUCCGCAUUGGCACUGCUUGGAGCAGGUGCUUCUGCUCAGACAUUCACAGGUACUGCCCAGGGCGGUUUCCCUGACUGUGCCAAUGGCCCUCUCUCAAACAACACUGUCUGUGACAAGUCCGCAGGUAUGCUUCAUCAAGAUCAACAUAUCUCGUUAUCGUAUUCUGACACCGUUNNAGACCCUGUUGCCAGAGCCAGAGCUCUUGUCGCUGCCUUCACCGUCGCCGAGAAAUUGAACCUUACUGGAAACAACAGCCCCGGUGUUCCUAGACUCGGCCUGCCUGUUUACCAAUGGUGGCAGGAAGCCCUUCACGGUGUUGCUUCGUCUCCUGGUGUCACAUUCAAUGCCACUGGACAAUUCGACUCUGCCACUUCCUUCCCCCAGCCUAUCUUGAUGGGUGCCGCUUUCGAUGAUGAACUCAUCCAGUCUGUGGCCGAGGUCGUCAGUACUGAGGCUAGAGCCUUCAACAACUACGGACGUGCAGGUCUUGAUUUCUGGACACCAAGUCAGUACUACCUCUAG